UUGUUGGAUUUAUCACCACUAGCUAAUUGGAAGUUAUCUUCCUACAAACAAGGAUAUGGACUCCCUCAGCUUAGAGAUGACUCUCCUGACACAUACUGGCAGUCAGAUGGAAGCAACGGUAGUAAUCAGAACAACAGUGCUAUUAUGAAUAACGAGUUAUGUAAUCCACAUUCUAUAACCAUUCAGUUUUCCAAAAAAGUAUCUUUGGAAAGGAUCUCCAUUUUCACCAAUUACAGUCUUGAUGAAAGUUAUACACCUUCUAAAAUCAAGAUCCUUGCUGGAUCUUCUGAUGGCUGGGAUUUAAACGAAGUUUGUACUGUUAACUUUAGUAAGCCGAUCGGAUGGUCGCAUAUCAUCUUCAACGGGAUCAGGAGUGAUGGAGUACUCAAAUGUUUUGUGGUAAAAUUGAUCGUACUUGCCAAUCAUCAAGACGGCAAAGAUUCUCAUAUUCGAGCCAUUAGAUGUUUU
This is a messenger RNA of Scheffersomyces stipitis CBS 6054, 468 nucleotides long. RefSeq names its product anaphase promoting complex subunit. The record is from RefSeq and is a predicted model, not a curated record. Gene Ontology annotation, cellular component: anaphase-promoting complex. Lineage: Eukaryota; Fungi; Ascomycota; Pichiomycetes; Serinales; Debaryomycetaceae. Gene Ontology annotation, biological process: protein K11-linked ubiquitination; anaphase-promoting complex-dependent catabolic process. The transcript has a single exon. The annotation marks the transcript as partial.